Messenger RNA from Penicillium verhagenii, 726 nucleotides. RefSeq names its product class I SAM-dependent methyltransferase. The transcript is spliced from 3 exons. Bases 1 to 726 code for a protein of 241 amino acids. Lineage: Eukaryota; Fungi; Ascomycota; Eurotiomycetes; Eurotiales; Aspergillaceae. The record is from RefSeq and is a predicted model, not a curated record.
AUGACUGAUUUCACAGAGGCAAAUCGGAAAUACUUCGACCAGCUGGCAGUCAGCUAUCAAGAUCGGUUUGCCGACUCGAUGAAAAUGCUUUCGGAGCAGACUUUGCAGAACAGACUCUGGAUCAGUGAUCAAUGGAAAGACACUGUCAGCCAAGAUCAAGACAUCAGAAUGCUCGAGUACGCUUGUGGCCCAGGGAUGAUUUCGAUGACCCUAGCACCCUUCUUGACUCAAGUUAUCGGCAUUGAUGUCUCCGAUAACAUGGUGGAACAAUUCAACCAUAAUUCUGGCCUUCUUGGCCUUACAGACAAGGUGAUUGGCCACACAGCUGAUCUUCUCGCUGAGAAUAUCCCCGUCGAAUUUUCUGGGCCACCGUAUAAAGAUCUGGAUUUGGUCACCAUCAGCAUGGCAUUACACCACUUUGAGAACCCGGCCAAUGCUUUGCAGCAACUGGGAGGGCGACUGAAGAAGGGCGGUGUCUGCUAUAUCAUUGACUUGGUUUCACACUCCGGGCAUGGCCACGGUAAUGGAGGAGACAAGCAUGAUUUUGGUAAUGCUGCUCAUACCGUCAAGUCCCACGGGUUUUCUCAAGAAAAUAUGCAGGAGCUUUUCCAGGGAGCUGGAUUCGGCGCUGUCGGAUACAAGAUCCUCGAUCAGCCGUUGGUAUUCAGUAGGGAUGGGAAGAAUAUCUCUAAGACGGUUUUCAUUGCUCGUGCCCAACGAGUAUGA